Molecule: messenger RNA, 3522 nt
Organism: Blumeria graminis f. sp. triticale
Lineage: Eukaryota; Fungi; Ascomycota; Leotiomycetes; Helotiales; Erysiphaceae
Source: the annotation of a GenBank genome assembly
AUGUCUCUAGGAAAGAUAGAGCUGUAUGAUUUCGGACAUAGUGAAUCUAACAUGCCAGAGAUAGCUGAUAGGGAAAAGGCUUUUGAGAAGCUUCCUGAGGAAAUUAUUGUUCAAAUACUUCAAACAGCUGAUCCAAAUGUCUUUGCUUCCCUAGUUCUCUUGAAUAAAAGAUGGCAUCAAGUAUCGUCUAAAGCAUCUCUCUAUUGUCAUCAAAUUUCUCAGUGUUUUUCCUUCUCAAUAAAUAACCAAGCGUUAAUUUUACAACAAGAUGACGAAAAAAACCUGCCAAUGCUUCGGAGAACUUUUGCCCAAGAAGCCAAGCGAAACUUGUUUGAAGUCUAUCUUCGACCUAGAGUAACUAAAGUUAAGUUCGUUUUUAAGUUAGAUAAUCCAGAUCUAGCGCUAUCUGGUGAUUCUCUGCAUAUGAUUUCAUCUCCUCAAGGUCGCUACAUAGUGGCUUACAACACUUUUGGAAUUCAUAUUAUUGAUUUGUCAGGUGUGGACGUAAAAGUAAAAAAAAGGUUUAGGGUGCUACACAAACCGAAGUUACUUGCUAUUACUGAAGAUGGCUCUACACUAGCAAUCUUAUCGACUGAUCUUCAGGUAAAUAUAUAUAAUCUGUCGGGAUCUAAACCAAAGCGUAUUCGAGCCAUGACACUCGAUCACGCCCCCCGAUCAAUUGCACUCUCACCUAAAGGUUGUGUAAUCGCUGCAGCGUAUGAUUCUGGAAUCGAGGUAUCAUCACUUAAUCCCACAAAUUUUUCGACUGAACGACGAUCAGUGAAAUGUUCAACAGUUGACAGUCUAACUUUCUCACGAAGCGGAGCUCAAAUGCUCGGAACAACUAUAUCAUCAGCAACUCCAAGCACAGUUAUUCUUACCGCUCCCUACUAUGAUCCCGGUGCCGCUAUGCCAGAAGACUGUAUCAGUGCUUUAUGGACAACCUCCAUUUUAUUUCCUAAUGUAAGCCGGGACUGUAGCCAUGCAAUAUUAUUACCAAAUUCUGCUGAGGAAGAAGCAAACUGGUCAUUCACAUAUGACCGUGCGUUUGAAUCAUUUCGCGCAGUUAGGCUUGACGACCUUCGGAACGGCACGACGUAUUUCACGGGACCUACGGCAAAAUCUUCCACAGAGCAAAAGCUAUUACCGACUACGGUACCAGCUGUAAACAAAUCCGGGCAGUUAGUAGCUUCUAGUUUCCAGGGGUCUAUAUGGAUAUACGGGAUUCCAGAAGAUCUUGAUUAUAUUUCGACUCACAAAGAUAGUACAAAUAAUCAUGGGGAAAGCGACCUUACAGCAUUAUAUUCAGAACUUGGGCGCUCUAAUAGCGCUACUUCGAUACGCCCAUCAACUCUGAUACACGAACAAUCCUGUAAAAUGCCUCAGUGGCAGUUUUUAUGUGAUCAGUUUCGCAACACUUUUGUUGAGGGCCAAAAUAUUGCCUUUGUGGAAAAUGCCAGUGCUUUAACAUGGGUUCAUUCGCAAUCAUCUCUCUACUCUGAUAGACUAGUCGUAGUAGCUCCAGACAAGGAGAAUGAGAACGGUGAACCUUCUGCAAAUGCUCUCUUAACGAUCCUUGAUUUUAAUUUCUCUCAUAGAGAUGGAGUAAAAGAGGAUAUAACUAUAGAUCUUAAUCUAGUUGAUUCUGAUAUUCUUUUUGGAGAGUGUUGUGAACUUGAGGUGAAGAGUAGCAAAUGUCUAUCGAAGACUUGUCCAAAUCAGCAAAAUUCCAGUGGUCUUAAUGCGGAAGCAAUCAAUGACGCAAAAAAUAAUUCAUUUUCAAAUGAGCUGUUAGAAUCUGGCGUGCAAGAAGUUGUUCCAUCAACCAGCGAUCCAAGGCCAAUCAGCGGGUACACAAACUUUCCUUAUCACAACGAAAUGUCUUCUGCCGGAGAUGAUGCCUUGGAUGCUCCCUACUCACACAAUAGUCCGCGAUCCAGAAUAACGCUUCAUCGUGCUGCCACUGCUGUAGCAAUAAAUCGCAUACACAAUCCUCAGUCUUCGAAUAAUGAGUACACACAAGAAAACUAUUAUGCAGCUGACGAGGACCAUCGAACCCAACCUGAUCUUGACGUGUGGAAUCCACCACCUCCUCCUUACAGUCCUGAUUUAUCCCUGAGAGAAUCUGAGGAUGUUAUGGUAGAAGAACCUGGGGGGUCAAAUACUUCGACAAUCUCACAAAAUAAUAUUUGUGGAAUUUCUGGACUUGAAUCUCCAGAUACAGGGUCAGAUGAUCAUUUUUUUUCGUGCAAAGAUAGUUUAUCAACCUCAAGCGAGUAUCGAAGUGAGGUAAAUCCACUUAAUCGAACACUGAGUAACUCGGAAGUUAAAUCUACCGAAUGGGCUCUUGGUAAUGAGCAGCAGCAGCGUCCUGUCACUAGUCCUAUAUCAAAUGGAGGAUCUACAAAAUUCUCAGAUAAAAUUCCGAAUAACCAAGGAUUAUGCCCUUAUAUUACUAGAGAUUUAUGUAUGCCUCAGAUUACCUCCACCAUAAAUGUAGCUGCUGCUUCUAACAGUACAUCUUCGAAAGAAACUAUCACGCAUGCUUGUUCUGAACAAUCUGAAACCUUAUCAUCUCUAUCUACACCAGCAAACGGUAAAUCUUUAGCUUUCCAAUUGAAAGUAAAUGUCGAAAACGAUCUUUCUCAAAGUAGGUCAGCCCCUACUUCUACGAGAAUUAAAUCGGUUCGAGAAACUUGUCCCGCAACCGAAUUACUUUUAACAUCACCUUACGAGACCCAUAGAAUGAAGCUUCAAGCUCAAUCAUACAGAGAAAGAGAGCAGAUCAUGGCUGUGUCAUCGAUGAAAAUUAUGCAGACAAACAAUGAUCAAAAUAUAUUUAGCGAGAUAGCCUCAAGUUCUGAUGGUGCAUUGAUUAAUCCUGAGUAUAAAGUCGCAUCUUCAAAGGAGAUCAGUGACCAUUCAUUCAGGAAAAUAGAUCCUCGCCGUCAUUCAAGCAGUACUAUUCAACAGCCCCUUCCAUCAAUUGGACGGAGUCAGACAAUGCCUUUGAAUUCCACGUCCUGUCAUACAAAAAAUGUACCUUCAAAAUUAUUUACUGGGAAAAAUUGCCCUACUUCAGAGCGAGAGCCCUCUCAUGGUAAAAAUGCAACCUCGAGGCUUUCUUUUCGGUCCUCAAUAUUUAGACAGACAUCAAACAAUUCAGCGCAUAAUCUUGGAAGCAUUAGUCAAUCGCAAAUUUCUGGCACUCGCCCUAUGACCCAAUAUUUUGAUGCAAACUAUACUCAUUUUGUGUCCGAUGAAACUGCAACAAGCGAAUCACCGGUGUCUCCAGUAAUAGCUCAAAAAUCCUACAGAGAUAAAGGAAUGUUUGGUAGCAUGAGACUUGCUCGCAAAAAAGUGUGGACAACAAGCUUGCGUGGGGAAGACAAAAAAACCCAGAAUUCUAAAGAUUUAUCCUAUGACCCUUACGAGGCAAAUCCCCCGAAAAAAAUACACAGAAGACAGUCACUAUACAUCGAACCAAAUACGAGACAUAAGGAUAAAUGUUCAUUGAUGUGA